UCUGUUAUUUUUUUUUUUUUUACAUCGUCCAAUUCUCAGAAAUGAAGCGCAUGUUUGGCAUGGGCAAGCCAACGCAGCCCCCGCCAACGCUCACCGACGCCAUCUCCAACACGGACGCGCGUGGCGAGUCCAUUGAGAAGAAGAUUGAAAAGCUCGACGUCGAGCUCAAAAAGUACAAGGACCAGCUCGCCAAGACCCGAGACGGACAUGGCAAGCAACUGCUCAAGCAACGGGCCAUGCGUGUCUUGAAGCAAAAACGCAUGUACGAGGCGCAGCGCGACCAAUUGAUGCAGCAGUCGUUCAAUAUGGAACAGGCCAAUUUCGCCACUCAGACAAUGAAAGACACCAUCACCACGGUCAACGCCAUGAAGGUUGGCGUCAAGGAAAUGAAAACCCAGUACAAAAAGAUCAACAUUGACAAGAUUGAGGACAUCCAAGACGAGAUGGAGGACUUGCUCGAUCAGGCAAACGAAGUUCAGGAAUCACUGUCCCGAUCGUAUGGGCUCGGAGAAGACGUGGACGAAGCAGAUCUUGAAGCUGAGCUGGACAUGCUUGGAGACGAGUUUGCUUCCGAGAGCGAUACAAGCUAUCUGGACGAUGCGACGCGAGCUCCUGCAGCCCCAACCGGCGAGCUGUCCUCCCCUGCGAGCGGUCAAAAAGCCGUGGCAGUGGACGAAUUCGGCCUGCCAGAGGUCCCUGCCUCGUUCUGAGCUGUUUGCAUAGUCAAAGUUGCUGUUGAUUGAAAGUUUUUGUGUUUCAGUCUGUGUUUUUUAAAUGUGAGGAAUGAGUGCGUGUUGCGCUGAGCCGUUUAGACUGAUUCAUAUUCGUUUCGAAUUUCUCCCUAUUUAUGUGCUCUUCAUUCGUGUUGCAUCUCCACCGCUUU
This is a messenger RNA of Capsaspora owczarzaki ATCC 30864, 883 nucleotides long. Its product is annotated as chromatin modifying protein 5. The record is from RefSeq and is a predicted model, not a curated record. NCBI's taxonomy places the organism in Eukaryota, Filasterea, Ministeriida, Capsasporidae. Gene Ontology annotation, biological process: vesicle budding from membrane; late endosome to vacuole transport via multivesicular body sorting pathway. The transcript is spliced from 6 exons. Gene Ontology annotation, cellular component: multivesicular body. Bases 42 to 710 code for a protein of 222 amino acids.